Ogataea philodendri is the source of this 1869-nucleotide messenger RNA. RefSeq lists its product as uncharacterized. The record is from RefSeq and is a predicted model, not a curated record. The transcript has a single exon. NCBI's taxonomy places the organism in Eukaryota, Fungi, Ascomycota, Pichiomycetes, Pichiales, Pichiaceae. Bases 1 to 1869 code for a protein of 622 amino acids.
AUGUUCUCGGAAGAAUCGUCGCUGACGCGAUCACGAAGCAACAGCGAGUCUCAGUUCAAGUCGACACGCGCCGAGAAACGGCUUGGGCGGCUGUUCAAGCAGCCUUCCACCUCGACACCCAGCUCCAAGAUGAACGCUCCUGGAGCAGGCAGCUCGUCGACGAGCUUGGUGACGGCUGGUUCUGGUGCCAGCUCGAGGCCCGAGGGUAAACAGACGGCCGUGGACGAUACGAAGCUGCAAGCAGGCCGAGGUCUACGAAGUCUUAGUCAAAGUGCCAUUCCUACCACAUCCACGUCCUCCUUAGCGCCCACGCAUUCGAACAACACGUCGGUGUCUUCGAUGAAUUCCGGGGCUCCGCGAAAAACGUCGUUGGUUUCGCAAUCGAACGGCGCCGACCCGAAACUGUCCACCCUCAAGGAGGUGCACGCCGCAGGGGGUACAGGGAUCCUUGAUUUAACAGACGUGAUGAAACUGGCACGCAAAACAAGAUACGUUUACAUGGAGUUCCUGACAGUGUUGAAGCAUCUGGGGAUCACCGUCAACACGUCGUCGAGUCUGUUCAACAGCUUUUCAAACCUGUUUGAGUUCCUCGGCCGAAGACUGCAGGAGGGAGACCGAGAAUACAUCCAAGACAGUUUCCGUGUUCAACUUGUUGCACAAACGCUGGAAGUUCUGAAAGACUUGCGCAAAGUGACAGAACAUCUGAGUUUCCCCAGUCAGCUCAUAUCGUCGACGGCAGAAGAGUCCAUCCGAAUGGCCUACUUUUCUGUGUUCUCGUUGGUUGUGGAACUAACGGGUGCAUGCAAGAUUCUUGUUCCUAGCUUUGCUCCUAAAACACACGCUAGAAAUGGCCGGUCCAUCCAAUUAUCUGCUGCUCCAUUGGUGACUCCAAAACUACGGUCGCAGCCACCAAAAGUCAAUAGAGCUCCGCCGGCAAACCCACAGCAUCCACAGACCAUCCCUGUUCCGGCCAGACAGCCCUCGAUCCACCGGCCGCCAGUCAAGCUCGACACGAGCGUCUCGUCGCUCUCUCGUCAAGAUUCGGACUUAAGUUUGGUGAGCAGCGUAGAGCACUCAACAGACAAUGAGAAGUUGUACGAGAUCAUCAACUUCACCACGCAAGCAGCACAGGGUGUUUUCACGCACCUGAAUGAUGCUCUCGCGAAAAGCGCAAUAUCCACCGCCCAGAACACGCAAAACGCCCCUCCCGACGACCAGGACCUGCCAAACUUUGCUCGCAAGGUGAAAGAACUCACCACCCAGUGUAUGAGUUCCAUGGAGCAGACGAAACGCAUCAAGGGAGUGCUGAAUAGUAUUCGUGCGUCUCCCCGGUUGGACGAAGAUCAGCAGAAGAAAUUGUACGAGGAGACCAAUUUCUUCCUCAAGUCCAUCAUCAGUUUCCUGGCUGCUACCAAAGGUGCUUUGCAAGAUAUACCGGCGUUGAACGAAGUGCGUGGAGCUCUGUCGAACUUGACAAGAGCCACCAAAGAGUUGACGAUCCGUUUGGAAACGAGCGUGUUGAAACAGUCGGUCACAAAUGCCACAGAACAGCCUCCAUUGUCGUCGAUUCCGUCUGUGGCCAACUUCCAGAACACGCAUGCCGCACAGGAGCUCAACACGCGAACGGUGGGCUCGCCGUCGCUGGCUGACGCAGCAGAGUUCCCGCAGCAGGGUGUCAAGAGUCUCCAGACGUCUGGGCUCGACCACGUUGCUCCUUUGCCGGUGACGACGCCGCUUGUUGCGUCGAUCGGGCCAACAGCCGCCUCGGUGGUUCUGCCGCUGACGUCGCCGCGCGGAGCCAGCGUUGGCCACCCGGAACACAAUCCGUUUGACAAGCUAGGCGAGCUCGACCCAAAACGGGUUACGUAA